Bipolaris victoriae FI3 is the source of this 864-nucleotide messenger RNA. RefSeq lists its product as hypothetical. The transcript has a single exon. Bases 1 to 864 code for a protein of 287 amino acids. The record is from RefSeq and is a predicted model, not a curated record. NCBI's taxonomy places the organism in Eukaryota, Fungi, Ascomycota, Dothideomycetes, Pleosporales, Pleosporaceae.
AUGACAAAACCGGAUGGCACCUUCACUGGCAUAGAGCAUCCAUACCAAAAGCCCCAUGGACUACAGAUUGCACCAACCAUCAAUCUUCGUACAGACCCAAGAUUUCGAGGAUUCUUUGAAGAUUACUUCCAACAAGGUCAGAUGGGGUCCUGCGUUGCGAAUGCAACCGCGGCUUGUUAUCUCUUUGAGCUCCGCAAACACAAUGCUCUCAACGGUAUUCCUGGAGAGGCGAUCGUCCCAUCUCGACUCUUCAUCUACUACAAUGCUCGAAUUGCAGUGUCCCAAAAUAUUGCAGAUAGAGGGUGCUUCAUACGUCACGCAUUCAGAAGUCUGGAAAAGUAUGGAGUAUGCUCAGAAGCUUCUUGGCCCUAUGAUAGACUCAAAACAAAUGUGAAGCCGCCCGAGACUUGCUUCCAAGAGGCACUUAGGCACAAAAUAUCGACGCAUGAGCGCCUGGAUGUCCAUCGUAACGCAAAAGGGCCUGAUUCAACCAUAGAUAUGGAUGCAGAUGGUGACAAUGUCCUUGGCAAUGUCCUAUCUUGCCUUACUGACUGUCGCCCGGUGGUUUUCAGUCUUACUUGGAAGAUUGGGGAUGCUGUAUGGGACAAGGACGGACCAAAUGGCAUGUGGCAAAUUCAUGCCAUGGCAAAGCCAAGGCACUCCAAGGUGUCCUUGCCAAAAGCCGCACAUGCGGUCCUGGCUAUUGGUUACGAUGACAGUUCAAAGUAUAUUCUUUGUCAAAAUUCGAUGGGUGUAUCGAAAUUCCUCUUCUGGAUUCCUUAUGAUUGGAUCACUGAUUUUUAUGCUACGAGCGAUUUUUGGACGAUGAAAAUUAGCAUUCAAACACCUCUCGGAAGUCACUGA